CUGAGAUGACAAACGUGCGGUCGGCCGGGAGUUCUUUAAAAAAACUCGAGUCGUCGGAGGCGCGACAUGAAGCGACGCCGCAGACGCCGGCGACGUCCGCCCGAUCGAGCGCAGCCCCGAAGUCCGGCAGAUUGGCGCCGGCUGCCCCCCGCCCGACAAUGAUCGGGGCCCCGCUUUGGACUCGGCGGAUGGACGCGACAACCCCAUUCCUCGUUCUCCUGCUGCUCCUGCUGCCCACCAAUCAGGCGUCUUCCAUCAGAAGUGGCCGGUGUUCCGAUUCCCUGCAACGGAUUUUGAAGCUGACCAGACUGACGCAGAAGGAAUCCACCGAGCUCAUCCAAACUUACAAAGCCUCCCAGGGUGACAUGUCGGACGUCUUCUGCCGGGCGUCCCUCCACGACGUCCCCGAGCCCGCCAUCUCCGGCCUGAAGGUUUCGGAGCGGCUAGAGAGCGUCCUGGACCGCCUCUGCGCCUUCCUGCCCCACCUGAGGCGGGUCUACGACCAGCAGGCGGAUCUCCAGGCCCCCGAUAGUCCGGUUAUGGUCCAACUGGGCCACGUGGGCGAACGCAGUCGGAGUUUGGGGUCUCUGGUGCGGGCCUUGUACCGGGACGCCUUCCCCAACCUUCAGGAGCCCGCCGGGGGGGCCGCUGUCCCGGAACCGCCGGCCCAGAACGUCUUCGGCCAGAAGGUCUACGGAUGCGUUCUCCUCAAGACCUACAAGGCGUUCCUGAGCAACGCGGCCCGGGAAUUCAGGAGCCUCAAGGGCAAAAUGUGCAGAGACAGCAGGAUUGUCGAGUCCUCGUGAUACCGGGACCACUUCACAGGAUCUACGGGACAGCGCACCUAUUUAUGAUUAUUUAUAUUUAAUUCAUAUUUAUUACAAAAGUUGUACUGGGACCAUGAAAUGCACUUUUGUGUCAAAACUGUACGAGGCGGGGUGGAAUGCACCGGCCCAAUAAACA
Messenger RNA from Syngnathoides biaculeatus (alligator pipefish), 963 nucleotides. RefSeq names its product IL-6 subfamily cytokine M17 (gene m17). The record is from RefSeq and is a predicted model, not a curated record. The transcript has 3 exons. Gene Ontology annotation, cellular component: extracellular region. Gene Ontology annotation, molecular function: cytokine activity; ciliary neurotrophic factor receptor binding. Bases 6 to 806 code for a protein of 266 amino acids. NCBI's taxonomy places the organism in Eukaryota, Metazoa, Chordata, Actinopteri, Syngnathiformes, Syngnathidae. Gene Ontology annotation, biological process: negative regulation of neuron apoptotic process; ciliary neurotrophic factor-mediated signaling pathway; immune response.